Messenger RNA from Elgaria multicarinata webbii, 837 nucleotides. Its product is annotated as glycine N-acyltransferase-like protein 3. Gene Ontology annotation, molecular function: glycine N-acyltransferase activity. The transcript is spliced from 5 exons. The coding region runs from base 1 to 837 and encodes 278 amino acids. Lineage: Eukaryota; Metazoa; Chordata; Lepidosauria; Squamata; Anguidae. The record is from RefSeq and is a predicted model, not a curated record. Gene Ontology annotation, cellular component: mitochondrion.
AUGUUGAUCCUAACCUGUCCUUCCAAGUUGCGGCUAUUGGAGGGGCUGCUGAGGAAGAACCUCCCUCAGGCACUUGCGGUCCAUGGCGCAGUAAUGAACAUAAACCGUGGGAACCCAGUGGGCCAUGAGGUGAUUGUGGAUUCAUGGCCAGAGUUCAAAGCUGUCCUCACCCGGCCACGCAGAGAGGUUGCCUCAGAUGACUCAGAUAUGUACUCCAACGUUUAUGCAGCAUUUUUCCAUGAUCGUGAUGUCUACCGGACACUAUUGCUGGACACGGAUGCCGUUAACUGGGCCCAAACUUUGCGUAUUCAUGGGCACCAAGAUGGGAUACAUGAAGUAUCCCAAGAUGCCGCCGUUGUCAAGAAAGUACAGUUGUCAGCAACUCCCCACUUCACCUACCUGGAUCCCAUCCCAGAAAGGCCACCUGAGUAUCAGCUAGAUCCCGGCUUCACAUUUUCCUCCUUGAAUAACUCCCAUGUCGAUCUGCUGAAUGAAACCUGGGCCUACGGGGGCAAUGAACAAAGCCACAGGUACCUUGCCACCAUGUUGCGGAGCUUCCCCAGUGCCUGCAUCCUGGACGACAGAGGUCAGCCUAUCAGCUGGGGCAUGAUGGAUCCUCUUGGUGCAGUGGGAAAUGGCUACACCCUUCCAUCACACCGUGGGAAGGGCUAUUCAACCGUGCUGAGCCAGGUACUGGCCAUGCAAGUCCAUGCAGCUGGCUAUCCUCUGUAUGGCAAUGUUGCUCUAGCCAAUGUCUAUAUGCAGAAACUGGCAGAAAAACAAGGCAAAACCAAAUUAUCUGAGUUGUGUUAUAUCUGUAUCCAUUCUGCAACUUAA